AUGAUGAAGCUCAAGUCAAACCAGACCCGGACGUACGACGGAGACGGCUACAAGAAGCGCGCUGCCUGCCUGUGCUUCAGGACCGAAUCGGAGGAGGAGGUGCUGCUGGUGAGCAGCAGUAGACAUCCCGAUAAGUGGAUAGUUCCAGGAGGGGGCAUGGAACCGGAGGAGGAACCUAACGUCGCUGCUGCUCGGGAAGUGUGUGAGGAGGCGGGCGUGAAAGGGACGCUGGGUCGCUUAGUCGGUGUGUUCGAGAAUCAGGAGAGGAAGCACAGAACCUUCGUCUACGUUCUCAUCGUGACGGAGGUGCUGGAGGAUUGGGAGGACUCGGUCAACAUUGGGAGGAAAAGGGAAUGGUUUAAAAUAGACGAUGCCAUCCAAUUGUUGCAAAGUCACAAGCCCGUGCAGGCCACCUACUUCGGGGCUCUCCAAGAGAGCUGCCUGACCAGCAACGGGACCCCAUUGGUGGCCACGAUAAGCGGGGAGCUCUCCCCGGCCUACAGCAUCACCCAGAGCUCCGUCUCGGAUAUCAGAUAA
This is a messenger RNA of Nerophis lumbriciformis (worm pipefish), 537 nucleotides long. The record is from RefSeq and is a predicted model, not a curated record. NCBI's taxonomy places the organism in Eukaryota, Metazoa, Chordata, Actinopteri, Syngnathiformes, Syngnathidae.